AUGAGUACUAUUGAGGAUAUUUUACCUGAUCCCCCAAAUGGACCUCUAACUGAGUAUCGUCGAAAUGCCACAUUUGAUUGGAGAAAACUGGCCCUAAUACUGGAUGGAGAAGAAAUUUUGAGGCUUAAGUACAAAAUUUGGAAUUAUUUGAGCAGUGAUCCACUUUUUGCUCAUACAGACUACUCGUUACCUGUGAAAGAACAACGGGAUCUAGCUUUUCAGCGACAGAACAAAUUUUUUCAAGAAUUCUAUAAGAUCAUCUACAAUAAUGCUCAUACUUGCCCGAAGAUCACUAAAACAUUCCUAAUGGCACUCGUUAGUUAUGAUGCAUGCUUUCCAGGCAAAUUACUUCUUUCCCUAGAGCUCUUCUCGGGUACUCUGCGUUCCCUGGGCACAGAUUCACUAUCAGAAAUUGUAGAGUUGGUGAAGCAAGGAAAAAUUUGUGGAACUUUUGCUGUGACCGAAAUUGCUCAUGGAACAAAUACCAGAGGACUUCGUACCACAGCGAAAUACGAUCCAGAUACGGAAGAGUUUAUCAUUCAUACGCCCGAUUUUCAAGCAGCUAAGUGUUGGGCAGCCAAUCUAGCUGAAACUGGUACCCAUGUCAUUAUCUAUGCACAACUAUACACGCCCGAUGGGAAGCAUCAUGGUCUAAAUGGAUUUCUUGUACCAUUACGCGAUCCUACCACAAUGCAACCCUAUUCUGGCGUUGUGAUUGGUGAUUUAGGUGAGAAGGCUGGCCUUAAUGGGCUAGACAAUGGUUUUGUCAUGUUCCACAAUUAUCGAAUUCCCCGUACAUAUAUGCUGGCUCGUGUUGGAGAGGUCACACCAUCGGGGGAGUUUGUCACACGUGUAGAAGAUUCCAAGAAACGCUUCAGUAUCGUCCUGGGAAUUUUGUCUGAAGGACGAGUGGCUAUAUGCUGUGGUGUCACUUACAAUAUUGUUAGAGCUAUUACAAUUGGAAUACGCUACUCGGCAGCUAGACGACAAUUUGGUCCAGAG
Molecule: messenger RNA, 1002 nt
Organism: Phlebotomus papatasi
Lineage: Eukaryota; Metazoa; Arthropoda; Insecta; Diptera; Psychodidae
Product: peroxisomal acyl-coenzyme A oxidase 3-like
Exons: 2
Biological process (GO): lipid homeostasis; fatty acid beta-oxidation using acyl-CoA oxidase
Cellular component (GO): peroxisome
Molecular function (GO): pristanoyl-CoA oxidase activity; fatty acid binding; FAD binding
Source: RefSeq, a predicted model, not a curated record